CAACUUGUUUAAUCUCCUUCUUUCUGCUGCUUUUCCUCCACAUUUCGUCGGUUCUUCCUAAGGUGUAUUAGAAAAGUGUAUGUAAUUGUAUGACGAGUGCUUCAGAGCUAUUCUUCACUAGAAGGUCUCGUUACGGCCGAAGCGAUCUCGAAUUAGGAUCCGAUUCAACUUCGGGUCGGAUAUCUCACAACCACGGUGCUCACAAUCGCCGCCAUAGUAUCCGCCGUGAGCGCGUGGAUGUGAGCAAUUGUGAACCCACGCGCAGCCCUCCUCACCGCCCUAGACGUUUCCCUCCUCCUCCUCCUCCUGAUCGUGAUUCUGUUUCGCUUGACUCUGGGAGUAGGCAGGCUGCUUCAGGAGACGCCAGUCAUGCAACAAAUAAUAAUAACAGGAUACGUGAUAGAGUGGGAAGCUCUGGUAGUGAGCGGCUCCCUGGUGCUGUACUACUUGCAAGGGAAAGGCUUCUGCAAAGGUUGAGCGGUGUAUCUAUAUCUGGAAACAGGCGAAGUAACCGGAUCCCGACGAGAUCCCAUCGCAACUUCACAUUUGAGGAUGAUUUCGGACUUGCCGAUGCCAGUGAUUGGGAAACAGAUUCAACGUUGUGGCUUGCUGGCAUAACCCCCAGCCCUGAUCUUACAUGGGUAGAAACAAACAAGAGGCCCCCAGGUCUGAGCCAAGAAGCUGUGGGUUCAUUGCAUAUUGGGGUUUUCAGCAACUCAGACAAGGGAGAGGAAGAAACACAGGCUCGGGCAGUUCUUGACUGUAGCAUAUGUCUAGAUGCUUUCUUGGAGGGAGAAAAGCUAGUAUGUUUACCUUGUGGACAUAGGUUUCACCCUUGUUGCUUAGAACCCUGGGUACGAACUUGUGGGGACUGCCCGUAUUGUCGAGCAGCCAUACAUGUGACUUCUUGUAGGGCCAAAGAAAGGUCGUGAAACCAACCAUUGACCACAGUGGCGGUCUCUGAUGUGAAGUUCUUUUUUGAUAGACUUGACUUUUUUGCUGUUUGAACGAUAGUUUUCCAUAAAAUGAGUAGAAUAGGAACGGAUCGAUCGAAUAAUUUAUACCAUGGGUUUUUAUGU
This is a messenger RNA of Lycium ferocissimum, 1079 nucleotides long. Its product is annotated as probable E3 ubiquitin-protein ligase RHY1A. The record is from RefSeq and is a predicted model, not a curated record. Bases 90 to 932 code for a protein of 280 amino acids. NCBI's taxonomy places the organism in Eukaryota, Viridiplantae, Streptophyta, Magnoliopsida, Solanales, Solanaceae. The transcript has 4 exons.